AUGGGGCACCGUGGACGCAUGCCGCACAACAACAUCAUGUCGAGCAGCGACACACUCAAGAUGACGGGCAUCUGGAAGAACACGAUCGGAUAUGACCCGUACGCGGCCGAUGGCGAAGGCCAGGACCCAGGCCAGUCCGCGUCCUCGAUCGAGCGCGCCAAGGGCUUCAUGGCGCUCGCCAAGCUCUCCAACAAGGCGAACGACACACGUGGCUCGUGCAAGAAGUGCGGCGCCAUGGGCCAUUUGACCUUUCAGUGCAUGAACUUUCUCGACCAAAGCGCCAACCAAAAGAAGCUGGCGGCCGAGAGCAGCAGCGACGACGACUCGUCCUCGUCGUCCGAGAGCGAAAGCGAGAGUGACCGCGGCCGCCGCCGACGUCGGCGCAGUGUGAGUGUGAGCCCAAGUCGCGCGUCGAAGCGGCGCAGUCGCAGCCCCAAGACUCGCAGUCGUAGCCGCAGCCCAAAAACGCGGAGCCGCAGCCGCAGCCCCAAGGGUCGAAGCCGCAGCCGUAGUCCGCGCGCGAAGCAGUCCAAAGAGUCGAAGAAGAAAUCGUCAAAGAAGAAAUCAUCGAAAAAAUCAUCCAAGCACAAGCGCCGCAAAGAAAAUCGAGCAAGAAGUCGUCUCGGUCGCACCGCGAUUAGACACUAACGUCCAACAUACUGUACUACUGCCUCC
Messenger RNA from Saprolegnia parasitica CBS 223.65, 675 nucleotides. RefSeq lists its product as hypothetical. The record is from RefSeq and is a predicted model, not a curated record. The coding region runs from base 1 to 648 and encodes 215 amino acids. The transcript has 5 exons. NCBI's taxonomy places the organism in Eukaryota, Oomycota, Saprolegniomycetes, Saprolegniales, Saprolegniaceae.